This is a messenger RNA of Haplochromis burtoni (Burton's mouthbrooder), 3275 nucleotides long. Its product is annotated as retinoic acid-induced protein 2. The transcript is spliced from 2 exons. Gene Ontology annotation, biological process: animal organ development. The coding region runs from base 229 to 1842 and encodes 537 amino acids. The record is from RefSeq and is a predicted model, not a curated record. Lineage: Eukaryota; Metazoa; Chordata; Actinopteri; Cichliformes; Cichlidae. Gene Ontology annotation, cellular component: nucleus.
ACGAUGCUGCGUGCGCAGCUCUCCGUCUGGAGUCGCUACGACGGGACCGCAAUGAAGAGAUAAAUGGCACCCUUAUCUAUUUAUUUCUAAGUCUCACGGAGCUCGGUCAUCGUUAAUUAGGAGAGAGUGGCUCGAUAAAACAGCCGCGGACACUUCAAAGGGCUUCUUACAAGAAUAAUGGACGAAACCUGUCACUGACUUGAUGAAGAUUGAUAUUCAGGUUGAAUCAUGGAGGGUAACGAUGACAAGUCUGUAACCAUGACCCAGCCACAGACUGAAGUGUGCAACUCUGAGGCGGGAGGAGGAGGAGAGGUCUCCAGCAAAGUGGAAGAUGGAGUAAAUCCACUCACUCCUGCUGAUUCCUGUGAUGCUAAUAUGACAGGACUGACUAAAGGAGGCCUCUCGAACCUGACAGACACUCCUGCACCCCCAGUGGUGAGUCCCACUGCUGAACCUCCAGGAGGUGUGGCUCUUAAAGUGGCUACCACUGUACUCCACCCAGUUUGUCUGGGUGAGAGCCCGCUCAUGCUGCCCAUUCACCUCCAGAUGGCCGGAGCAGCCGGGCCUCAGCUCGGACAGAUGGGGGCAGCACCGUACUUGAUAACGAGCCAAAGCCCAGUUUCACUACCCCUGGUCUUGGAUCAGCAGGUGAUUCAGCACAUGAGUCCUUCUGUAAUCCCUCAGACCACCAACUGUGCACAGCUCCAGAACAACGUGCUGUUACAGAGUCCUUUGACGUUUGGUUUACCUCCAGCUGUUGAUCAGAAGUCCACAGGACAGACGCAGGAGGCUAACUUGCUCUCUCUCCUGCAGAAUCCAGCUUUUGCUGCCAUCUUGCAGGACCUCUUCCCUUCCCAGGGGAGUUCAUCAAGCUGUCAGUCUCCAGGCUCUCCCUUCUUCCCCCUUCCUCCCCUCACCCCUCCCUACACCUCCCCUCUGGCCCCUCUGGUCCCUCCUGCGACACUCUUAGUCCCAUACCCGGUCAUCAUUCCUCUGCCUGUGCCUCUGCCAGUCCCUCUCCCCAUCCCUGUCCCUCAGACCGAGGACUCAAAGGGUAACAUGCCAAAACCAGUUUGCACUGUGAGUAAAAGCACUCAGACUUCGCCAAAAGAUACUACCUCCCCCUCGCAGUCUUCAAGGAAAUGCAUGCCUCCGUUCCAGCCACAAAAUGUAUCCCCAUCCUCACUUCCUUUAGAGGAAGGACAAGCUCUGGACCUUUCUGUCAGGCCAUGUCCAGUUGAACCAAAACAGGAAUAUCCCAGUCCACAGCAGGACAGUGUGCUGGAUUUGUCAGUUCCUGGUGUGAGGAAAAAGUGUGCUCAGUCAGACAGAGAAGGAGCCUCACAGUCCGGCCCGGAUGGCAGCGGCACAUCUUUGUCUCUGGGCGUCGAUUCCAAACUCCUCGGCAGUCUGGCAUCGCUGGAGUUCAGCCGGCAGCAUAAGUGGUUGGUUGACAGCAGUGCUGCUGGGUCUAGUUCUUUGAGUCAGGAGGCGUCUCUUAGCGGCGCUGGAAACCUCGAGAUAGUGAGCACCUCGCAGACAGCCAAGGUCAUUGUCUCAGUGAAAGACGCAAUCCCCGCCAUCCUCUGCGGAAAGAUAAAAGGCCUUUCAGGAGUCUCAACCAAAAACUUCUCCAUAAAACGGGAUGGCAGCCAGGGGGCAGCUCUGCAGCAGCUCUACGGUGUGCCGUCGGGAUCCCACGGGGAGCAGCACGACCCCAACAACCCUCUUAAGAAGGUCUCUAAAAGCAGAGCUAUCAAACUGAAGAAGGUCAGCUCACAGGAGAUCCACUUCCUUCCCAUUAAGAAGCAGAGACUGGCAGCGCUGCUCCCCAGGAAGUGAGCUCGCUCACUGGGGAGGGAGACUAAUCUGUGGACUAGUUUUCUGGUAAUCCCUCCAGAGAGUAUAACAUAAAACACAUGUGGGACAUUCUGUAAUCAAAUUGAAACGCUUGUGUCCAACCAAAACUCAGAGUCUGGCUUUAAAAGCGGGGCUCUGACAAUGUGACACAGUAGUUACACAAACGGUUUCUUCUGAGUUUUUUCUUUUAUGAUGCACUAGUCUCUACAGUGUUUUACUAAACCAUAAAUGUUUCAGUGUACGGCAGCUUAGUAUGCUCUCUGUGAGUCAGAGAUGUCUGUGAUUCAUGGUAACAGCAAAGACACAAGUUCGAUUCCUCCGUUUGGGUUUAUGGUUUGUUUCCACAUGUAUUAUGUUUUAUAUUUGGGUGCACUGAAGAGCGUGUACUGCAGGACGUGACUGAGGCUGUUAAAACAUGUCCCAUCAGUGGAAAUUCACAUGGUCAUCAGUAGCUCACUGGAGCGAUUCAUUCUUUCCUGAUUGGUUGGGAUUUAGCAUGACAGGCUCAUAAUGACUUGGCGAAGCCUGAGCCACAGUUUCAUUAAAUGAAUGUUGGCAGCAGCCACUGAUCACAGCAAAAUAUGUUCUUAUUUUAACAACAAUAGGGAAUAAAAGAAGCUUCUUAAUUACUUUCAUGUUUAAACUGACCUUUCUAUCCAAAAAUGAGGAAACUACUAAAAGAGCUAUUAUUGUUGAUGGCUAAAUUAGCCAAAGCAGCAAGUGUAUAAAGCACUGUAACUCCCUGCUGUUUCCACUUAUUAAAGGGGACCUAGUCUACUUUUCCUUGUUUCCUAUCAUAUGAAUAUUGUUACAAUGGCUGAUGUUCAUUGAUGAGGUCAGUGUAUGUACAAGUAAUCCUGAAACCCAAAAACUUAUGCUUCAGACUCAAAGCUCGACUUCAGCUUUUGUUUUGUUUCAUCUCAGGCACACUUACUGUUCAAACUUCGUCUCCAAGGAGCAGCCAAUCAGAAGAAAGUAAAGAGAAGCGGAGCUAAACUUGCUCAUUUCUGUAGAAUGUAGCUGUGUUCGGGGGACCCGGCCUUCGUGGUCUACGUGUGCCGGGUCCUUUGAAGGCCGGAAGUGCGAGGCUCUACCAUCUAACACUUCUGUUUAAUCAGUUUUCUGUUUGAUGUUUAUUCAGCUGUGUGAGAACUAUAACUUUAAUCUCAGCCAAACCGAUUUACUCAAACAAAUAAAACAGAAAAAAGCCAAACAAUACAUUUUUUAUGUUAUCUAAGUGUCUUGCAUAUCAUAAUCUUAGUAACAAAAGACCGCAGGAGGUCCGACAAUGAUGUACCGGGAGUUUGCUGUUCUCACCGGCUCUAGCGAGCCUAGCUGAUCCCCGGCUAGCUAUCGAGCUGGUGGGUAACAGACUUCUGUGAAAACGUCAGAGCACUUUUGCAAAUAUGUGAUAU